AUGGACCAUUAUAUAUCAUUCGAAAGACCUGGAUCUCAGCUUUCUAACGCCGCUAGAAGCAUGUCAUUUGGACUUCUCUAUCCCAAGUUAUGCUCUUUUGAAGGUGAAGAGGGGAAAGAAUCUGAAGACGCUAUUCAAAAAAAGGAUGAUGCUACGGUAAGCAAUAAUAAGUUCCCGGAUCACACUGGAAUUCCAAUGGGGGAAAUCCCAUACGUAGGAUUGAGAUUUGAUUCGUUGCAGCGGGCACAAGAGUUCUAUUCUAAUUAUGCAAAGAAAGUUGGGUUUGUGACUAGGAUUAGGAAUACAAACUUUGACAAGACCAGAAAGGAAUUAAAGGUACCUAUUAACCAAUCGAUACACUACAGUCAUGAAGGUUAUCGGGAGUCUCGAGUGAAUGCAGCAACGCGAGUAAAGAGAAUAACAACAGCCGGGUGCAAAGCAAGGAUGUACGUGAUACUUGAUAGGCAGAAUGAUAAUUGGCUGGUGUCCAAAUUAGAAUUGAAGCACACUCACAUGUGUUCUGCCGAGCAAGCAGUGCAUUACAGUGAGUACAUGGAACUGACCAUGCAUGCCAAGUGUGUGAUUCAGAACAAUGAUGAGGCUGAUGUGAAGGAAAUGAUUAGCUAUUUCAUGCGAAUGAGAGAUAUAAACCCGAAUUUCUUCUAUGCAGUUGAUGUGGACGAAACUAACAAGUUUAAGAGUCCGCUAUGGGUAGAUGCAAGAUGCAGGACAUUGUAUGAAUAUUUUGGAGAUGUGGUAUCGUUUGAUACAACGUACAGAAGAAACAAGCAUGGACUUCCGUUUGCAUCUUUCGUUGGUGUCAACCAUCACGACAAGUCCACUCUACUCGGAUGUGCUUUGUUGGGUAAUGAGGAAAUUCCUAGCUUUGAGUGGGUCUUUAAAAACUGGUUGAAUUGCAUGGGAAAUCCCCCACAGGCCAUCAUCACGGACCAGUGCAAAUCCAUGUUUGGCGCUAUUAAGAAUGUCUUCCCAAAUACUAGACACCGAUGGUGCAUAUGGCACAUAAUAAAGAAGAUACCACAUAAGCUCGGAGGAUAUGCUAAAUACAGAGAAAUAAAUGCUAAAAUGCAUGGCACUGUUUGGAAUGCCCGUUCUGAAGAGUCUUUUGAGAAGGAUUGGUAUGUUAUGCUGACCUUUACGACGAUCGUCAAAUGUGGGUUCCAAUAUAUUUUUAAGGUGAAUUUUGGACUGUUCGUGCAUGAGUAUGACAAUGUGCUUGGGAACAAAGAGCAAAAAGAACUGGUGGAUGAUGCUGCAGACUCUAAAGGAGUUGUCCCAUGUUCAUCGAGCUCUACAAUUGAAAGACAAUUCCAGCAUGAGUACACAACCUCUAAGUUUAGGGAAGUUCAACAUGAAUUCAGUAAAAGAGGGGAUUGUUUAGUCCGUGGUGUCACUCAAGAGGAUGAUUUGUUUCUGGUGACCGUGAAUGAGCAAUACCUACUAUAUGGGGAGCCUAGGUCUUGGAAGUACAAUGUCGAGUUUGACCCCAAGACACACAAGGUUCGGUGUGAAUGCAACAUGUUUGGAUCAAGAGAUUUUGUGACAUACGAAGAAGAAGCGGCCAUGUUACAUUCGGGUUUUGAUCAGUUAAGGUCAAAGUUGCUUGAUUAUCGUGCGAACUUGGUGUCCAGGCGUGUUCCAACUACACAAAAUAGCACGGUCACACAAUGCGACCAUGCUCUUGUUGAAUCUGACAUCCAAGGUCCUUCAAAGGAAGUUGAUCAAGCAGUGAAUCAAGAUAUAGUGGGGGGUUCUGCUGGGAGAACGAAUGAUUCACAGGAACAUGGCGGGUUCUUGUCGUUGUUAAACUCAUUUCGGCCUACUUAG
Arachis ipaensis is the source of this 1848-nucleotide messenger RNA. The record is from RefSeq and is a predicted model, not a curated record. Lineage: Eukaryota; Viridiplantae; Streptophyta; Magnoliopsida; Fabales; Fabaceae.